Molecule: messenger RNA, 1542 nt
Organism: Vitis riparia (riverbank grape)
Lineage: Eukaryota; Viridiplantae; Streptophyta; Magnoliopsida; Vitales; Vitaceae
Product: E3 ubiquitin-protein ligase SIS3
Exons: 10
Coding region: 248-1393 (381 amino acids)
Biological process (GO): sugar mediated signaling pathway
Molecular function (GO): ubiquitin-protein transferase activity
Source: RefSeq, a predicted model, not a curated record
GCACCUCCUCCGUCUACACUCCGUUUAAGCCUCUGUCACCGCUCUUCACUCUCCCCACAGUUCUCCGUCUCUCGCUCUCUCUACUUUCUCUCCCUAACUCAACUGUUACAUUUCUCGCACUGUCACAAUCGAGAUUUUGUAAAAAAAAGAUUCGCGGACGAUUCGGUUCUCUGAAUCAAGCAUUUGUUUCAUGAAAUGAGGAUUAGAUCUUGGGCACAGUCUAGGGUUUCGGAAUAGUCCCUGCUCAAUGGCUAUCCGAGGAGUAGAUUUCAAGUGGUAUGAUGGGUUUUUCUUGUCGAUGCUCGCUACUAGUGUAAUAAUUGUAGCAAUCAAUUGGAAGCGAUACGAUCUAUGUACAUAUCCGUUGCAUAUAUGGAUCAUGGUUGACUAUACCACUGUGUUUGUUUUUCGGCUCUUGAUGUUUGUAGAUAAUGGGCUUGCUGCUGGAAUGGGUUUGGAUUUUGGGUGGCAGCAGAGAUAUGCUCGCUUUUGUGGAAGAAUAGUGGUUCUUUCCAUUCUUUCUUUGCUACUUUAUCCCUUUCUUUGGGCUUGGACUGUAAUUGGUACUCUGUGGUUCACUAGGGCAAGAGACUGUUUACCUGAAGAAGGUCAGAAAUGGGGUUUCCUUAUUUGGUUGCUUUUCAGCUAUUGUGGACUCCUUUGCAUUGCUUGCAUGUCCAUGGGGAAGUGGUUUUCACGAAGACAAGCACACUUACUACGUGCUCAACAAGGGAUUCCUGUUUCAGAAUAUGGGGUUUUGGUGGACAUGAUCAGGGUACCAGAUUGGGCUUUUGAAGCUGCAGGUCAGGAGAUGAGAGGCAUGGGUCAAGAUGCUGCUGCAUACCAUCCUGGCCUUUACUUGACUCCAACUCAGAGGGAAGCAGUGGAGGCUCUUAUUCAAGAACUUCCAAAGUUCAGGCUGAAGGCAGUUCCAACUGAUUGCAGUGAAUGUCCCAUCUGCUUAGAAGAGUUCCAUGUGGGAAAUGAGGUUCGUGGCCUUCCCUGUGCUCACAAUUUCCAUGUGGAAUGCAUUGAUGAGUGGCUCCGGUUGAAUGUGAAAUGUCCUCGUUGCCGCUGCUCGGUCUUCCCAAACCUUGACCUUAGCGCGCUGACCAAUUUUCGGGCCGAUUCAGAAAGAUCAUCAGCUAGUGUGGUGACAGCCACUCGUUAUGUGAGAGUCCAACCUCCCAGCCAGGGCUAUAUGUUGAGAUUGCAGGGCUUUCUCCGCCCAGUCCGGACAGAAAAUGCAGGGGUAGGCAACGAUGCAGAUAAUGCUUUGGAAAAUGCUGAGAAUGGUGGUCUGCCAGUUGUAACGCAUGAUGCCACAAACACAGAACCAGCACCUUUUGAUAAUGGAGUGCUGGUUCAUCACUCCACCCCACCUCAAAGUUAAGACUAUUUCUUGAAUUUUCUCUUACACAUUUUAUGUUGGCAUCUAACUGCAUGUACUGAGAGAAGACACCUGAUGCUUAUACUGGGUUUUCAUUGUAAUGAAAAGAAUUUAUUGAUAUGAAGGAUCGUUUUUUUCAUUUUUUUGGGCCA